Messenger RNA from Argiope bruennichi, 658 nucleotides. RefSeq lists its product as uncharacterized. The coding region runs from base 15 to 467 and encodes 150 amino acids. The transcript has 6 exons. Lineage: Eukaryota; Metazoa; Arthropoda; Arachnida; Araneae; Araneidae. The record is from RefSeq and is a predicted model, not a curated record.
AUGCGUCAUAGAAAAUGAUAGCCAAAGCUUGUCCUUUCAUUUUCUGUAUUUUCACUUUGUUAGUGAUUAUACAGGGUCAAUCAACGGAUCCUGAAAGUUUAGAUAUAUAUUACAAGUGCUAUAACUACGCUACUUGCCAAACAACUGGACCAGAUCAUCAAAGACAACACAACUGCAUCUUCCAGAACGCAACAUUACAGGACUUGACAGAUCUCUAUGAAUUCAUUCAAAAUAAUGGAUAUUUCCACUAUAAGAGUAAAACACAACCAGAGGCAGUGAAAGAAUACUGUAAUUAUCAUCAACACCAUCAAAGAAAAGCCUUCGACCAAACCUUGAAAGGAAUUAUGGAUGGCACUAACUCAAUUUGCGGUAUGUUGAAUAAGCAAGAUGAGUGCAACAGACUCCAUAAAGCAUUGAACUGCUUCUUCCCUAUUUUGAAGGAUCUUCAUGCCAAAGGCAAAUGCUGAGCAACAUCAUACGAUUAUUUUUCGAACUAAUAAUGAUACGGAUUUGAUUUUUAUUCAUGUAUUAAACUAAUGACAUACAUUUACAUUAUUAUUGUAAAUUAUUAAUAAGUUUUCUGUUCGAGUGCAGUUGUAAUUUCUCCUAGAAUUUAAGAAAAAAAUGUCAGGAAGCAUAUCAACUGUCUUUUGUAUUC